Messenger RNA from Paramecium sonneborni, 141 nucleotides. NCBI's taxonomy places the organism in Eukaryota, Ciliophora, Oligohymenophorea, Peniculida, Parameciidae. The record is from the annotation of a GenBank genome assembly.
AUGAAAUCAUUAUCUGCUUCCAAAUACAAUAAUCAUUCCAAUAAUACCUUUAAUACACCUGAUAAAAAACAAACUAAAGUAUGCUCUCUAAUUAUAUAAGAGUAGAUAAAACACACAAUCUACUAUGAAGUUAAGUGGUGA